Nylanderia fulva is the source of this 617-nucleotide messenger RNA. The record is from RefSeq and is a predicted model, not a curated record. NCBI's taxonomy places the organism in Eukaryota, Metazoa, Arthropoda, Insecta, Hymenoptera, Formicidae.
UAUGCGGAUAUUCAUUGUCUGACCGACCAUGGGCAUGUAUCAAGCCAUCUCGAGUUUUCUCUCUUGGAGCAAUAAUAGUACGCGGCAUAUGUUCCUCAGCAUCUGUUUCACAUGAAGCACCGAAAUCAUCUCCAUUCCUAUCUUCAUUAAUAGGCGAAGCUGUAGAGAACAAAAUUAAUCGCAUUGGAAGAUGUCGAAUCAAGGCUUUGUCGUCGCAGAAUUCCCGGAUGGUAUUCAAGUAAUACCAAAAAUUUGGUUGCAAAAUAAAGAUGAAUGCAAAUAUCCCUCGCAUUUUAAGACGGAUAUAAAAAUCCGAAAAGCGGUAGAGAAACAGGAGAUACCAAAGUUUGAUUGGCCCGCAUUAGAAGUUAUAAGAAUUUUUGGCGAAUAUUCGUCCUUACAGAAGGCUUAUGCGAAGGCAGAGAAAGCUUUAUACACGUCAGAUAUGGACACGGAAAAGGAAGCAAAAUAUUACCGAAAACAGAGCGAGAAAAAUUUACUCUUCGUCGGAAAGCGAAGAAGAGUCUGGUGUAAAUUUGCCACCUGCUCCAUGUCCUCUUGCAAAACGUAACGUUAUAAGCAUUUUCAUUGCGCGCGCAUAUAUACAUACACACACA